AUCGAGACCUCCUCUAUAUAUGAUCGAAUCGCUUUCAAAGUUCUACGGUAACCCGACAUUUUCUGUUUUUUCAUCAUUCCACUUUCUUUCUCCCAUUUUCUGUUUUUGUUUUUCCGAUAAAUAUCGGAUCAGGCAACCGUAUCUUAUUCUCCGAUCUUUCCGCUUCUAUCUGAUUUUUUUUUCAGAUAUGAACUCAUCAGAUUAGAGAAUUUAAGAAGAAAUAUGGAUUCUGCAAGAAGUUGGUUUCACAAGUUUCAACCACGAGAGAAGCCCCGUAAAAAAGAUAUGUUCUCCGGAAGUACUUGCGACGGUGGCGGCACAGAAACCACCGUUCCCGACGGAGGAGACGAAACAGAAACGACGUCGAAACUUCCACCACUAGGCGGAGACGGAGGAGAAGCACUCUCUAAUACAACCAAACAAAAAGUUGCUGCAGCGAAGCAAUACAUCGAGAAUCAUUAUAAGGAACAGAUGAAGAACCUCAACGAGAGGAAAGAAAGACGAACAACGCUAGAGAAGAAGCUAGCAGAUGCAGAUGUAUGUGAAGAAGAUCAAACCAAUCUUAUAAAGUUUCUUGAGAAGAAAGAAACAGAGUACAUGAGACUCCAAAGGCAUAAAAUGGGUGCUGAUGAUUUCGAACUCCUAACUAUGAUCGGUAAAGGUGCUUUCGGAGAGGUUCGAGUUGUUAGAGAGAAGAACACAGGUCACGUUUUUGCUAUGAAGAAACUCAAGAAAUCAGAAAUGCUUCGCCGAGGCCAGGUAGAGCAUGUAAGAGCAGAGAGGAAUCUAUUGGCAGAAGUAGACAGUUACUGUAUAGUGAAGCUUUAUUGUUCUUUUCAAGACAACGAGUAUCUUUACCUGAUCAUGGAGUAUUUGCCCGGAGGCGAUAUGAUGACACUUCUGAUGAGGAAAGACACUUUAAGUGAAGAUGAAGCUAGGUUCUAUGUCGCUGAAGCUGUUUUGGCUAUCGAAUCUAUCCAUAAACGCAACUAUAUCCACAGGGACAUAAAACCAGAUAACUUGUUGCUUGAUAGACAUGGACAUUUGAGGUUGUCUGAUUUUGGACUAUGUAAGCCAUUGGAUUGUAGUGUUAUUGAAGGAGAAGAUUUCUUGGUAGGCAAUUCGGGUAGCGGAGGAGGUUCAGAGAAGGAAGAGAGUGCGUCAACCGCUCCUAGACGUUCGCAGCAAGAACAAUUGCAACAUUGGCAGAAGAAUCGAAGAAUGCUUGCUUACUCAACCGUUGGUACACCAGACUACAUUGCACCUGAAGUCUUGUUAAAGAAAGGAUACGGCAUGGAAUGUGAUUGGUGGUCACUUGGAGCUAUAAUGUACGAGAUGCUUUUGAUCCAAUACACAAGAUGUCACAUGCAGGCACAUCCUUGGUUCGAAGGUGUAGAAUGGGAAAAGAUUUACCAAAUGGAAGCUGCGUUUAUUCCCGAGGUCAACGACGAUUUGGAUACUCAAAACUUUGAGAAGUUCGAUGAGGAAGAUAAUCAAACUCAAGCACCCUCUAGAACAGGGCCAUGGAGAAAAAUGUUAUCUUCAAAAGACAUAAAUUUUGUCGGUUACACAUACAAAAACUUUGAAAUCGUCAACGAUUAUCAAGUCCCUGGUGUAGCCGAACUAAAAAGGAAAGAGACAAAACCGAAGAGACCAUCGGUUAAGUCACUAUUCGAGAGCGAGUCGGAGGAGUCGUCGUCGUCGUCAGGUGGUUCGGAGCAACAGACCAUUAACCGGAGCUUCUCAAAUCCGACGCCUCGUGGAGUGGAACCCAACCUGAGACGUCCGGAGUCUGAGUAAUUAAACUAAAGUAAACCGAAUCGAGUUGGAGACAAAUGCCGAAUACAUAGAAUAAAACUAUUCUUCUUUUCUUUUAUAUCUUCUAUAUAUAUAUUUUUUCGUUAAUCCUAAUUUGUAAAUUGCAAUACAUUGAGUAUUAUAAUGUAAUCACAUAUAUAGGUGGUAGGAAAAAGAAAGUGAAAAAAACAGUAAUAGAUAACAAAUGUUUUCAAUUCCACUUAAUUUGAGAAGCAAACUAUAUGUUUUAUACCAAAAAAAAAAAAUCUA
Molecule: messenger RNA, 2067 nt
Organism: Camelina sativa (false flax)
Lineage: Eukaryota; Viridiplantae; Streptophyta; Magnoliopsida; Brassicales; Brassicaceae
Source: RefSeq, a predicted model, not a curated record